CAAGAGAUAUUCUACACCAUCCUAAAGUUUCUUUAAGUCUGUCCUAGGAACAUUAUUAUAAUUCUAACACAGCGCUGAACGUCUUGAUUUGUAACUUCUUUAAUUAGGAUAUUCUCAUAUUUUCAUCAUUGUUUAUGCGUUUUUAAAUGUGGAUAUGGGCCGACGUAUGGAAUAUGUCAUACAUGAAUACUCUGUUAACGCAGUGCACUGAAAGCUUUUGGAUCCCCUGGUAACCUGGGCUCACCAUAGUUAGCCUAAAACGCUCUGAAGCUACCAUCAGCCUCCUUCUCUCAACGGAAGUUUACUCAUUUUGGGAUUCUUUCUGUCCAGGACAAAUGGACGUCUCUGGUUCCACUUCCUUUUCCUCCUCCCCUUCUCCUUCCUAUACUUUUCCUUUUCUCCCUAAUCUCUCCCUUCCCUCUUCUUCUCCCUCCCUCUCUCCAUCUCCAAGCAUAGCUUCCACUGCUCUCUUCUGCCUUUUCCUAUCACUCCUUUCACUGCUGGGCAUUUUGGGAAACGUGUACACGCUGGGGCUUCUCAUUCGACGCCGCAGGACCUCAAGGCGACGUACAGCUCUUGCCUGUUGUAACAGCCCCUCCUGCUUUGGCACCUCCUCUCCAUCCUCCUCUCCCAUCUCUUCCUCCUCCUCUUCCUCUCUUCACCUGCAGGUUCUGAGUCUGGCUUUGGCAGAUCUGGUGUACCUCUCUACUGCCCCCUUCAUUGUAUAUGACAGCUUAGCGUCUGACUGGGCCUUUGGUGAGCUAGGCUGUCGGCUGCUGCUCAGUCUGGACCUGCUCACCAUGCAUGCAAGCAUAUUUACCCUCACCGCUAUGAGUCUGGACCGGUAUCGAGCUGUGGCUGACCCAUUGGUAGCCUCCUCAACACCUUCGUCUGGACUGCUGAGAGUAGCUUUGGCCUGGGGCUUUGCCGUGGCCCUCAGCUUGCCCAUGAUGAUCACUCUGCACCUUGAAGAUGGAGACAACCAGGAAGGCAAGCUGUGUGUGCCUGCUUGGGAUGAGCAGAGUUCCAAAACCUACCUCAGUGUUCUCUUCUGCACCAGUAUUCUGGGCCCAGGGCUAGCCAUUGGAGCUUUGUAUGCAGCCUUGGGAAGGCUCUACUGGGUAUCUCAGACUCAGCCAGCCUGGGCAGGAGGGGGCAAUGCCUACCCACCCCGUGCACCUCGCCCCAAAGUCCUGCUCCUCAUCCUGGGCAUUGUGCUAACAUUCUGGGCUUGUUUCCUCCCAUUCUGGAUCUGGCAGCUUCUGCCACUGUACCGGCCGGAUUUGCUGCGUGUGGUGCCAGUGGGCACGCAGGUGACCAUUAAUCGAAUCCUCACAGGAUUGACUUAUGGAAACUCAUGUGUGAAUCCAUUCUUUUACACACUGUUGACGGGCAAGAGCAGACGGCCCAGCAGAAAAGCGACAAGUGCAGCCACCCCACUCUGCCACAAGGGCAGCUCUGAUCAACAAUAACAGCUGUCCACUAUGAUGUCCUCCAAAACGUACAAUCCAUGAAGCCCAUGCGGGCUCAAGACUGUGCAUAGUUAUGUUCAUUAAACAGAUUAUGUUUCAUUUUGGUGCUAAAAGGGCUUAAAUGUUAUAGCUUUACACUUGUGCCGUGUAAAUAUAGCAAUUAAAUAAUCUAGAAAAUCAGAGCAGCAUUAUGUAUUAAGUUCCCUGCAAACCACAAUGAAAUACAUAGCAAUGAAUGCUUAUGUAAGAAUCUCUGAAAUCCUUACUAGGUUUGUCAACUUUGACAAGUAAAACAAAAACCCUCUCCAACCUGCCUUCAAAAAUUAGUGGACUAAAAUGUGUCAAACUUCUGGGCAAAUAAGGCAACUUGAAAGGAACUAAAAAACUUCUUCAGGAUUUGCAAAUUGCCCCAGGAAAUUCUUUUGAGAGGUGUAAACUAUUUAACUACCAUAUUGGUUUAUUGGUGUAAAGGCAAAGGAGAAAUAGUAUAGAUUUGGCUCAAAGGACAUGUCAGAGUUUGCUCUUUUAAGGAGGAUAAAUCAGUUCUGUCACAAAGCCAGGACAAGCAACAUCUCAUUUUGUGAUAUGGCAAUAUGCUCUCUAUGAGGUACUUCAUCAGACUCAACUACAAAAAUCUUUUAUGUCCAACAGAUUUUGUGCAAUCCUGACUUUGUGUAUUUAUUGGCACCUUAAAAAUACAUAUAAAAUAUUAUGUAUUUUAUGGUAUAAAAUACCAUAAAAUACUUAUAAUAUAUAAUUAAAAGUACCUAAAUAAUUACUUGCCAUUUGUUAUUCCAUUCAUCUAAUUCUAUGAUUAUUGUCAUAACUGAAUUGAACAGAAUAUAAUCACUACUUAUUGCAAUCACUGCCAAACUUUUUCAAGGUUGCAAUUAGCCAAAUUAAGCAACAUUUAAAAUUUUCCAAUGUCACAUUUAAACUUUUGCUCAUUUGAUCCUAUUUAUGCAUGUUCAUGGGAAAUGCCAGGAAAGGAAAUUAUUCAGUUUGUGAAAAUGUGCAAUCAAUUAUUCUAAAAUGCAUAUUUCAUUUCUAAUCAAAAGUAACAUGUGGCUUUCACUCAACUCUGACCUUUAAAAAGAUGUUUUUCAAUUGUACUGCAUGUGUUUUACUGUUAAAUAAUUGCAUUGCUUUGCACAAGGCUUGGCUGAAAGUAUCUAUAUACAGUAUACAUUCAGAGGUGCUUUUCAUAAUAUACA
Messenger RNA from Xyrauchen texanus (razorback sucker), 2686 nucleotides. RefSeq names its product urotensin-2 receptor-like. The coding region runs from base 336 to 1472 and encodes 378 amino acids. The transcript is spliced from 2 exons. NCBI's taxonomy places the organism in Eukaryota, Metazoa, Chordata, Actinopteri, Cypriniformes, Catostomidae. Gene Ontology annotation, cellular component: membrane. Gene Ontology annotation, biological process: neuropeptide signaling pathway. The record is from RefSeq and is a predicted model, not a curated record. Gene Ontology annotation, molecular function: urotensin II receptor activity.